Molecule: messenger RNA, 6066 nt
Organism: Scomber scombrus (Atlantic mackerel)
Lineage: Eukaryota; Metazoa; Chordata; Actinopteri; Scombriformes; Scombridae
Gene: mbnl1
Product: muscleblind-like splicing regulator 1
Exons: 12
Coding region: 1298-2587 (429 amino acids)
Molecular function (GO): metal ion binding
Source: RefSeq, a predicted model, not a curated record
CGGGCAGCAGACAGACAAUCCAGAGGCUGGGGAGUCAGUAGAGACACAGCCCAGCUCGUCUUAGCACAGCUCAGCACAGCCCAGCUCAGCCACUUCAAGAGGCAGGGGAGGGGAGACCCUAGCGCACACGGCCAACGCUGCAACACGCGCACACACACAAUCACACAGACAAACACUCCUCCUCUCCCUCUCUCUCUCUCUCUCUCUCUCUCUCUCUCUCUCUCUCUCUCUCACACUGGUCGGCUUGGCUCCGCACAGCUCCUCUACUCAUUUGCUGCUGAUUCACUCGCUCACUCGCUUGCCUCUCUUCUGCCAGUCGCUCUGCCUUGCUGCGCUCUGCCUGCCUGAGAAUGGUCCAGCCGGUGCCUGGGGGUCUGCUGUCGCAGCCUGUCUGAACGCAUAAACACACAGAGUCAAUCGACACGCGGAAGCACACACACACAAACUGGAGAGCAAUGUGAGAGAGGAAGUGCCUUCACUGAUGUCUGCUGCAGCUUUGACCUGCUUCUACAGCUGAAGCUCCACCCUCCCCCCUGCCUCGCUCGCUUGCUGCCACAGUAACACAAGUACAAGGACAGCAACCACACCCUCCUCACAGCCUACGCUCUGACCCGCUCAUCCAUCCACUACCAUCACCAUCCACUCCUCGCAGCCGGGCUCCAGCCUCAGCUCUCCUCACCAGACAGCCCAGCUGCCAACUGCUCUCCACCAGCUGACCAGCCUUACCACAGUAGCCCAAGACACCACAAGGCUCACGCAGCAUCUCACACACCUUGCCUUUAACCUUCACCGUCAACCCUCUUAAGCCUCCACUCGGUCCUCAGUGUCCUUAACCUUCCUGUAGCAGGCUAUACCCAGACUAUCACCUUUGUUGCCUGCUUCACUGCACCUAACCAGAGGUGUUUGCCACCUUCGCUUGUGAAUGUUGUAGACGGAUCAGUGAGCAAUAAACAGUGAGAGAGAAAAGUCAAGCUAAGAGUGGCAACUUAAUUGUUAGGCCAAGUUGUCUCCUGGAUAUAAUCACUUCAUCAGUGGUUAAUUGAUCAGGAAAAUGGCUCAGUAAAAUUCACAGCAAAACGUCGUCCUGCAACAUUUCACAUUGGACAAGGAGCCGUCACAAUCAAUAGGAACUCCUUUUUGAAUGUUUCAUUUCAACUUCACACACAAGUGUCACAGACAGUAAUAUCAUAAAAAAACAUUGAAAAAACUCGAAAAAGUUGUGGAUUAAAACACUAGAGGUACUUUAUUCACACUUGAACAGAUCUCAGCUCGGAAUACUCUUUGCCAGCGUGUCGCCAUGGCGAUGAACAUAGCACAUAUCCGUGACACAAAGUGGCUGACACUGGAGGUAUGUAGGGAGUACCAGAGGGGCACGUGCUCACGCUCCGACCAGGAGUGCAAGUUCGCUCAUCCGGCCAAAAGCUGUCAGGUGGACAACGGACGGGUCAUCGCUUGCUUCGACUCACUCAAGGGCCGUUGUUCCAGGGAGAACUGUAAGUAUCUGCACCCUCCUCCACAUCUAAAGACCCAACUGGAGAUCAAUGGCAGGAACAACCUGAUCCAGCAGAAGAACAUGGCCAUGUUGGCCCAGCAGAUGCAGCUCGCCAAUGCCAUGAUGCCCGGAACGCAGCUACCACCAAUGGUGAGAGGAAACACACGUAUGAACACACAUCAGCUACUGCCCACGCCCAUGUUCUCGGUGACUCCAGGCCUGGCCACCAACGCCAGUGCAGCAGCAGCAGCUGCAGCCGCGGCUUUUAAUCCGUACCUGAGCCCUGUGUCACCAGGCCUGAUGCCCCAAGAGAUCAUGCCCAGCACCCCUGUCCUCAUGGCCUCCAGCCCCAACUGCAGCCAAGUCCCCAACGCUGCUGCUGCUGCAGCCCAGAAACUGCUGAGAACAGAUAGACUUGAGGUGUGUCGGGAGUAUCAGAGAGGAAACUGCUCCCGGGGGGAGAACGACUGUCGCUUUGCCCACCCCGCAGACAGCACCAUGAUCGAUACCAACGACAACACUGUCACCGUGUGCAUGGACUACAUCAAGGGUCGGUGCUCCCGGGAAAAGUGCAAGUACUUCCACCCACCCGCACACCUGCAGGCCAAAAUUAAGGCUGCACAGCACCAGGUGAACCAGGCCACAGCCGCCGCGGCCAUGACUCAGUCGGCUGUCAAAUCACUGAAGCGACCCCUCGACGCAACCUUUGACCUGGGCAUCGCCCCUAGUGUGAUGGCUCCCAUGCCAAAGCGGGCAGCCCUGGAGAAAGCCAACGGGGCCUCUGCCAUGUUUAACACCGGCAUGCUCCAGUACCAACAGGCCCUGGCCAGCAUGCAGUUUCAGCAGCAAGCUGCUUUCCUCCCAUCAGGCUCAAUAUUGUGCAUGACACCUGCAGCCAGCGUUGUUCCCAUGAUGCACGGUGGUACUCCAGUCUCUGUGUCUGCAGCCACCUCAUCUGCCACAAGCCCCUUCGCAACUGCCUCCACCAAUCAGGACUCUUCCUUAUCAAAGUUGACUACCAACGAAUACAUGCAAUUGAUUCCAAUAAUAUCUGCAGAUCAUCUGAGUAGUCACAAGUACUUGACUCAAAUGUAGUUCCUCUCAAGAACAAUCAAAUGAAUGUGUGCUGGCACCGUCCAAGCCAAAAGAGUUCAGCCUUUAUGUACAUAACCUUCAGAAUGUCAAGCAAUGGGAUGAGGAGGGUCUGCCAUCUCUUAGCCGGUCCACGGCAAUGGUCUCAUUACACUUGUAAACAUCAAGGGUGCAACACAUGAUCUGUGCCAUCUUCCCACAUAUCAACGUCAAGAAGAAUUUGUUCUCAAAUUCAACGUCCAGCCGAGAGAAGAGUAUAUCUUGGUGCCGGGGUCAGUGUGUCUCUCCCUAUGUGGGAAAUAGUCACACUACAUCUCUGCGUCUGACUUAAUCAUAGCACUCAAUUUGCUCUAAUUAUUAUUAUCACUGCACGCACAGAAGGUCAACACCGUGGUUGCAUAAGGCAACAUACCGUGCUGGUACGUUAGACCAAGAUUUUUCUUUCCUUUUUUUUUUAUUUGUUCUAUUUUAUUUUUUUAAUCAAUAGCCAUAUUUCAUAGUUUACAAGUGAAAUGCAAACAUGCACCUUGAAUUUGAAUUGAAAUAAAGGCACAAUAAUUUUAACAGGAAUUUUAUUCGCCAAAAUAAUUAGGCAUGUACAGUAUUGUGUUUUUACGGCUACUAGUAAAACUAGAUGUUGAAAUGAGGGUCUUGGACAAAUGAAUGUUCUGGGUAAACCAACAUACCUGUGUACCUUGAAAGCACAGCCAGGCUAGCUUUUCUCACCUUGUCAUGUGCCAUCAAGGCCAUACAGCUAAAACCAGAGUGUUAUCUCAGCAGUGUUAUUUGUUUACCGAAGGUAAAAGUUUUGUAUGGCUCUUUUUUUGUAUUGUUUUGUUUUUAGAAACUCCAUUGUGAGUGUUUUGUUUUUAACUUUUUUCAUUUAAUUAAUCAAUUUUAGUAAUGGGUUUUCCUUUUUUUUCUUUUAAAAUCAAAAAUGGAGGGUUUUUUUCUAAAGUUUGUCAUACCUCUUUUCAUAGACUAGAAUAAGUGUUUUUGUCUGUUGGGAUUAAAUUGUUGCUAUAGUCCAUCGACUCUAAAGCCUGGUGAAGAAGAGGGUGUAGCUUCAACUGACAUUGUGUCACCUUGUUUGCCCUCUUUUAAAGAGGAGUGACUAUAAAACUGUGUUUGUAAGAAGCACUGUUUAGCCAUGUGUAGAUGGGGAUUCAAAACAACAGACCCAAAGGUCUAUUAGGUCAUUUAAACCACAUGUGCACUUGAAUGAUUGUUUGUCUGGUCACCCUGUUGUAAUUUCAUAACCCAUAACCAAGAGAACUUUCACUUUUGAUGAAAUACAUAAUAAGAUUAAUUUGUAUUUCCAAGCAAAACACAAAUGUUCUCAUUCACUCGAAGAUCCGACUACAGAAACCAAAGCACAGUUUAUCUCUCAAUCGCUAAGGGUUACAAAUGCAUCUCUCACUUAAACAAUUAAGGAAACAUGUUUAUGUUCUUUCAUUCAUCUGUCAGUUUUAUGAUCACAUCCUUUUUCUGUUUUCACAAAGGUUUGUAGUGUGUCUUUACCGAUUGUAAUGUACCUAACAAAGCCUUAGAUUACAAUUAAUGGGUCCCAGCCCAAUCAAAUGUACUUUCAAUCACCAUGCAGGUAAAGAACACCAAUGAUGUUUUAUAGUUCUCUCACAUGCCGCUUAUUAUCUCUUUUUUUUGUUCUUUCUCUCUAUGUAAAAGUAACAAUUACUCUCUUAAAUUUCAUUGAACUUAUGUGUUAUGUACUACUUAAGGAUUUGAAUCUAUUUGAGAUAUGUAGUUGUAGAUUUAUCUUUUUUUGCCUUACUAUAUAUUACUUGACAACAAUGAUAUAGCCGUUGUAGAUUUUGAGGUAGUAUGACAUUCAUAACUUUUUCAAACCAUAUAAAUGAUAAUGUGUUGAGUCAGUUUUAAAUAUUCACUUCAUUCAUAUAGCUGGAUGUCUUCUUCAGUUGAUGUUAUAUUAUCAGUUAAUUUUGUUGAUGAAAAGACUUUUUUUGAUACAAGGAAUGAGAUCAAUUAAUUUGCUGUGACCGUAGCGUCUCAGUAGACAAAAAACUAAUGUUUUAACCAACUUAAAAUUUACUUUUAACAAGUCAAGAUCAUGUUUGAAAAUAUAUUGUAUCGAAAUAUAGAUUGUCCAUGUUUUAGAGUAAAAAAUUGUUUUCUACUGUAUCCAUUUCAAAAAGAUAUGUACUUUUGUUUGAGUAUUUCUUAAGUUUGCCCUGAAUGUCAGGCCAAAACGAGCAGUGAGAUUGACGGGUGUUUGGAUGUUUGGUGGAUAGUGAGAUUAGGGGCGAGAAAGCAAAGACUUUCCCAGACUGGUGAAGUCAGAAAUGCUGCAGAUGAUGAGUUCUAACCUAAGGGACGAAGGUUGACUUUUUGCACUUCUGUAUAUAGUCAAAUGAACAGAGAAAAAAAUGUGUAUCAUAUUGAGAUAUUAUUUUGAAUAAAAAAGAUCUAUAAUUAUAAGGAAUUUUGUUAGAUUAAUUUAAAUUCUUAAAUUAGAAGACCAGCUAAAAAAUUGCUUGCAAAGAAGGGCACUAGUUUCUUGGCCAAUGCAUUCAGAGAAAGCUAUGCGCUGUUUGUCUUAUUUUAUCAGUGGCUAGUAUUGCCAGGGAAUGUUGUAGGGGAACAGAUACCCCCAUGUCAUGCUAACUUCACCCCUCAAAUGAUGCCCAUAUAUCAUUUGUUGGACUUGGUCAUGCAGUAUUGCUGCUCCCAUGGUACAGUUGAUACAUGAAACUAUCAGAGUUUGUAUUCUAUCAUAGUUUGAUUUGACUGCAUGUAAAAGUACAAACACGUAAACAAAAGAAAACUGCGUAGAUAUGUAAGGAAAGAUACCACACUCAGAUUACAGAAUACACAAUAAUACUUUUUUUCAAAUUAUACAGUACAUACAGUAGAUAACAUCCACAAUGGGGAGAAAUAAUACUUCAAAAACAAGUCAUCUUAUGUUUGUGUGAUCAAAUAUUUUCCAAGCAAACAUGUUAUUUAAAGAAUGAUAAAAUAUUAGCACUCAUCCACCCCGGACACUUUCUCAUAGCCAUAUAUUUACAGUCAACAGUGACUCACAGGAAGUUGUUCCUGCUCUCAUAGCUGUGCACUCAGCAGGUGAAGGCUCGUCACACCAAAUGCACAUUUGGCAAAUUAGUCUUUGAAAUGAAUGUAACAGACGUCGGUCGACAUCAACAUGUGUCUGACUCGAGGCUGCUGUAUAGUUGCUAUAGAACCAAAGCACCAUUUUCUCCAAACCAGAUGUUCAGUCUCUUGGCUGAAACCAAGGUUUCUCUUCCCUGCUGGGGGCACACAUACGCUUUGAAUGCUUUUUACUUGUAAGUGCAACCACCAAUUACGUAUUUGCUAACAGUUGCCACAAAAUAAUGUACUAUUCUGUCUUCAGAUUUGUUUAUGCACAUUUUAUUGUUGCCAUAAUUGACUCUUGCUGUAUGGAUGAAAAAAAUCUGAAUAAAACGAUAUUUGAUUUGCUCAUGCAA